Messenger RNA from Porites lobata, 6399 nucleotides. NCBI's taxonomy places the organism in Eukaryota, Metazoa, Cnidaria, Anthozoa, Scleractinia, Poritidae. The record is from the annotation of a GenBank genome assembly.
UCUUAGUACAUUGUACACUAAAUCUUUUUUCUUAAGUGAUAAUGCUUUAAAUCGCGGUCUCUGUUGUGACAACACUUCGGACGGCUAGAAUUUCAUCUGUUUGAGUUAUAUAAGAUAGAAAAUAGACCACGAAAAAAAUGCGCCGCCUGACAUUGCUUUUCCAAGGAGUAUUAUUGUUGAUAUCGUUCAACGAGCUGCCUCUGUUCCAGAAUGGUAAGACUUCUCUUUGUUUUCUUAGGAUCUAAAUAGAGUAUUUAAGAGUGGGUCAUAUUGUGUAUCUCCUUUCACUAAACAAGAGACUUGAGAAUUCUUUUACCACAUACACGCAAAUUAUGAAAUUGGCAGGAAAGUGCUUAAAAUGCUUAUGGCUCUCCUUUAGUUUGUAUGUGUAGAGAAACAAGAUUACAUGUCGUAAAUCUCCUAUGUGCUGCAUUCCUCUAAAGCAGCAAGAAAAUAUGGGAAAAUUCAAUGUCUCGUCGCCCUACAAAUCAUUUCAUUCCAGUGUCUGACCAAGAAAUGUUUCAUCUCAGUAUUUUUUUUUAAAGCAUCGCUCCUUUUACAAUCAUGAUUAUUCAGAGAGUUUGAGUCUGAUGAAUGAACCACAUGAAUAUAAUGACGGGUUUUCCUGAAAUUUUUUAAAGCGACAUUUUCUUUGGUGUUCAUUGCAACCAUUCAUGAUCAGUUUCUUUUAAUCGAGAAGUACUCUGUAAACCCCAAGGUAAUAGCUAGGACAUUUUAGCUUACAAGUAAGACCUUUUUUCCACAGACUUGCAGUCGUGUUCAGGGCAUGAAAUUUUGGAGGCUGUUUUGUAGUCUUUAGUCCUCUUAUGCUCUGGACACUGGUAAAUUUCUGGGGCAACAAUUUAUGAAGAAAUAGUGACUUAAAUUAAGAAAAACAUUAUCCCUGAGGUGAGAAUGAACACUAAACGAUUGUUCUUCUAUUAUUAGUUUCCAAAUCAAGAUAGCGCCUUUAGCUUGCCUAAUUAGCCGUACUUAUUCUAUAUACUCCAAGCCCGACCGCUUCUCCUUGAUAGCCAAUUUUAUGAAGCGCAUUCUUACCGGUGAUUUCAAAUUAGCUAUGUGAGUUUAUUAUCUUGAUUUAUGGCGCGUUUCUCUAAAAUUCUAAUUUCCCUUCAAGAAGCGCGCCAAAAGUCUUGGGUUUUGGUUCAUUUACUGACUAGUUCAUAAUCUAACUUGAGACCUCAUGUAAAGAUUUAAUGUUAAGAAUUAGAUAUCUGAACGAAUGUUAGCACUUGCGGUAUUCUUAAGUCUGGAGAACACUUAAAUAAAUAUGACUGAACUCUAGGCGUGACGACAAAAAGCUGUUAAGGGGGAACUUCUGGAUGCGAAGGGAAUGGGCUUUGAGUUACAGAGAGGAUAUUUUGACGACAAUGGUCUGACUUGACAUGAAUGGUUUUUAAGAAAGCCGCUCAUUGAAACAGUAGGAGGUAGCAAAAUAUAUUACAUUUUGAAUCCCAAAAAAUCGAGGAGAUUCCACUCCGGACUCUAACAAGUUGUUUUUGGCGGGUGGAGGGGCAGAAGAAUGGGUGUAUUUCAAGAAAUUUUGUUGACUGUGAAACGAAAGUUCGCUAUCACUUAAUCUCAUAACUUACAGAAUUGCCAUUAUUUAAUGGAAGCCCAGAACACGCUUAAAACUACGACAUGUUUGUUGUCACAAAUUUGACAACGAAAGUCACCGCUUGACGAAAGCGUAGUAACGAAGGAGUGCGUAAGAGAUUUCACUUACUGCCUAAAAAAUGAUUCAAUUUGUAAAGUUACUGUGUAUAACGACAAUUCUAAGACUAAACCAUGGGUGUAGGAAGGAUUUCCCAGGGACCGCAGAGACCAUUUUAAGGUGGUAGGGCUAAAACCUCUGGCCAAUAUAAAGAAACAUUCAGGUCGGUGUUUCGCCAUUUAUCUUGCAUUUGCGCGCCAUCUUAUUUACCACCUCAACAAAUAUAACAAAAACGUCCACACCUGUCAUACUAUCCAAUAUAGCCAAUAUGUUAAAUAAACCUCCUGAGGUUGCUACUUUUUCAAGUUACCCAAAGUGCCCAAGCUUCUCUUGCGAUUCUUAUUGCGGGAAACAAACUCUUGUGUCGCUAUAGAGACACUGUCUGUUCUCCGCUUGUGACCAUUCAACACUACUAGGUCACCCAUCCUGGAUAGAAGCCACGUCUGCAGACGCCGUGCAGAUGGGAAUCAACGCUCGCCAGCAGCGCUGGUUGCAGGAUUUACAGCAGGCAGCUUACAGAUAGUGUGGGCUCCCUGAAUUAGCUUCUCUUCUGGUUUUGGAAACUUUGACACCGCCAACAGGAUUUCGUCAAAACACGCUAUCUUCUCCUAUAACAUAACUUCCAAAAUACUUAGUUGCAGCGCCCCUGUAUCAACAUCUUCUCUGUAUGAUGCUUCAAGAAACUUGAACUCUGCCUCAUAGUCGUCACCAUUAGCAGCGUUAAUCAAGAGGGUCUCCAUCUUGGCGUAGGUGCUGAAGCUUUCCUGAUAGAUAGCGCUGAUGAUAAGAUCAAUAUCCUCACAAUAGACCCUUCUAAAGUGAUCUUUGGCAGUUUGGGGGUAGCUUGGUGCACCAGUACCAACCUCAGUCUGGCCGAAGUGCAUCGCUUUCUUAGAAGCGUUGGUUUACCAAGCAGGCUUUCUCUCUUGCGAGAAAUAUUAGCAUGGAAAUGGUCGAAGCUCUGAUCACUGGGCACUUUUUUUGAGCGUCUCCUUUGUUAGAUUUGCCAAUGUCAGGCCUUGUCCACUGACAGCAGCUAUCUUAGAUAGAUCAUCGGUCUGUGGAACUGGAGCCGCCCUCCAAGAUUCAAACCAAAGAAAAAGUCAAAUCGUUCCAUUUAAGUCUUACAUCCUAUUAUCCUUGCACGCACAUCGGGUUGUAAUCGUUCGGACAAGCAAACAUCCCACUCUUCCAUAAGAACUGCAUAGUUCUCAAGAAUUCGUCGAAAACAACUGGCUCUAACCGUCCACCUUUUAGGGAAAAGUCCAAUAAUUCCACGAGAACUUAAAAAAGUGGUAGAGCUAUAGCCCUACAAGCCCCUUCCCCUCCGCGGUCCCUGUUCCCAAUGGGGCGACCUACAACAAACCGACUCUUCUUUUUGGAGAAGGAAGUUUUUGGUAAUAUAGUUUCUGACAUAUUUUCGAAAACAAAGGUUGCCAAAUUCCUGAUAACAAGUAACAAUGCAAGGAUUAGUGGACAACCUAGUUGAAAAAAGGAACAUUUAAAGAGGUGAUUCAUUGUGUUUUCUUUUUUAUGACGCUGUCUAUUUUCCCUACCAGCUCAUUUUAUAAUUUCUUCUUCUUCUUCUUUUCUUUUAACGUAGGCUUCCUCGGAACCCAUACCCUCCCAUAUAAAAUGGCCAAUACUUAGCGGGCUUAUUAGAUUAGACAAUUUUGUUAUAGUGACUAUAACAAAAUUUUCUAAUCGACGGCACUGAUUUUACCAUUAAAAAGUCCCAUUUGCCCUUAAAACACCAAGCCGAUAAGAAAACACAUAAUAAGCUUAAGGGAACACAAAAGUCCGCUUGAUUUUUCUGUUAGGUCUUCCCAAAUACUAACCCUAGAGACCCUGGCAAGUCCCACAAGUUCGCAAAGGGGUGUGGUUUUUUUAUUUCAGGUGUGUGUUUGCGGGAUAUUUUUUCUUUACGCUCCCUCUAAAGGUAAACUGAUGCCGAAAGCUCCUAACGUUAAGUAGGGAUUUGAAGAUUUCUUUUUACGGGGUUAGAGUUUGUUAGUUUAAAUUUGAUUGCUUUUAUUAAAAAUAUAUAAACGGAAGCUUCGCUUUUAGCCCUGGCUAAAUCUAUGUAUUAUAGAGUUUUGUCCUUGGCGUGGAUGUCUUAUUUUGUAUUUUUCUCAGAGCUAAGAGCUAUUGUCAAGCCCCAGUGUUAAGUAAAUAGAAUGCCUUAACCCAAAUAUGAUUCACCCAAAAACUAUGACUAGUGAAAAUAAUGGUCAGUCAUUUAAGCAAUAGAUAUGCUAGGGAAGCCUGAGUACCAAGCGUUUCCAUACAAGUUAUGCAGGCGCGAAAAUUAGAGUGAAAAAACAAAAAACAAAAACAAAGACAAAAAAAAACAACAACAACAACAAAAGCAACAAAAAAACUCCCCUUUUUCGCAUUCGGUCCCAACUUACACGGAAAUGCUUGCUACGCAGGCUAUGCUAGGUUAAGAAAAUUUUCAUUGUUAGUUGAGUGAUUUCAUUGAAAUAGCAUUAUACUGAAGCAAACGUUUUCUAUGUAUCUUAAUUACAGCUAGGCAUCAAGUCAACGCCAGCUAUGUCAGCAAAUAUACCUGCCAAAACGACGUCAUGAGGAUUGACUGUGGCUCAAAGGUUAUUAAAAUUAUCUGGGCAAAAUAUUUGCGUUUGGAUUCAAAAAUAUGUUCAAAUGGAUUCAAAACAGCGGAGUACUGCUCCCCUGUGGUGAGAACUGGUAAAGUUAGAAGACUUUGUAGUGGAAAAGCUGCGUGUAAUAUCAGUGUCGACGAGAAAACGAUGGGUGACCAUUGUCCUGACAUCAACACUGAGUACCUGAAUGUCUUAUAUUCUUGCUUGUUUGAAUCGGUAAAUGCUACCAUAACAGGUAUACUUACACUGUAUUCAUAUUUUCCCUUUAAUCAAAUGUAAUCACUAAAUAAACUAUCUUAUAAAACCAGGUGGGCAAUGUCUAGUUCGAGGCACUACAAGCGAAAGCUAAUCAAGGGUGUAUCUGAUUUACAUCAGACAGCUUCAACGUCGUUCUUUCUAAGGCUAUUCACAAAACGUAUUACCUGCCUUAUUUUAACUUAAUUCAGGGAAUAUAUUUUAUCUAUCAUGAAUAAAGGCUUGGUUACCAAUGGUGGCAUCGACCGUUUAAAAGGGGAACGACCGUUUACGACUUAAGCUCACGCCAUAACAACGGUGAUUUCAGUUGGAUUUCUGUAACGGAGCAGAGCUUCGAUUCGUCGAUCUCGAAACGGUGGAUCGUCACAUAUCGAUUAAGUCUCUGCAACGUACUCUUCGUCGUUACGUGAACACAUAUUCGGACCAAUGAGCGGUGAAUACAAGUCACGAAACACACGUGACCUGGUCACUAUAAAUAGAGACCGAAGUCCGAAGCUCGAUGUCGGAAUUCAUUGAGUUUAACCGCAGAGAGUGCCAUCUUAACACCGAGAAUGGCGGCGUUUUUGUAAGCUCCCCUCCCCAUUUUUAUUUGAUCGAAAAAAGAACAAAAAAGUCGGGAUUCGUGUGGACGGUAUAAUGUUUUGAUAUAUUUCUACCGGAAGUUGUAGUCUAAGGGAAGUCUAGUCUUGUGCACGUGAUUUGAAUCAUGGGAUAUUGUAAGAACAGGCUGGGGGGUUAUCCUAAUUUGUUGAGUGUGAUCUCGCGUAUUAAGUGCAAUCUGUCAGGAAUCGUUAGAGAUGGGUCUUAGAGGCGAAAAAGAUGGCUUCACUGAAGAUUUCUUUCGUUGUUUUCUUAAUUUCUUAGCAGUUUCUAAAAUUGAUUUGUAACGAUUUAAAGAACAUUUUUUAAAUCAUUCCAUGCUUAAUCACUUGAUUUAGUUAAGCUGGCUCCUAAAUUAAGCUAGAUUAGUUUGGGGAUGUACAAGACCGGGUAAACCUACUUAUCUCCUUUUUACUUGUGACUAAAGAGUUUAGUUUUAUUAAUAUUAUUAUUAAUUAUUAUUAUUAUUACUAUUAUUAUUGUGUUUAAAAUAUAUAGGGUAGCUUUUAGUUUCGUCGUUAAAGCCAUUCUACGCAACGGCGUAGAAGUGGAACAAAUCGUUCACACAUAACAAACAUCGCACCGGAGCGGUUGGGUGCACCAGCCCAUGUAAAGUUUUAAAAUCUAAAAAGUCAAUUUACUUUCUGUUAUAGAAAAGCCACCAACUUCAGAGUCACAUUGUGUCCCUAAGAAGUCUACGAUGGUUUUAACAAAGCCAUCCAAACCCUCCCCUCCCUUAAAUAUAACUACAACACCUAGCUUAUCAAGUGGAACAAUGUCAAGCAAUCCUAUCGAACAACAACAAGAACAUGACGAAGAAAGAGGUGACGAACCAGAAGAUGAGGAAGGUUCUGAGGGCGACGUCUCUGCUGAAGUUGUCCAUUUCGUUUUAUUUGGUGGAGUUUGCAUUAGCACAUGUCCUACUAUCUUUGCUGUCUUACAGAUCUUUAUUGUAAUUAUCUUGUGAACGAUUUUGAAUGCGCUAAGGCCCCGCAAAGUUCAGUUUCAUAAACGCUCUUUGAGUUCUUUUUUUGUUUUGUUUCCUUUUCCGGUCUGCUUUUGUCGUAGUACGAGGGAGCAUGCGUAAAAGUUACAACCUGCAACCACACUGUCGAUUGCGGUGGAACCGAAGAUAAUAUAGUAAACAUCAAGUUACACAGUUAUACCGGAAAAACGAAGGGAAUU